AUGCCUUCCGUAAACUCAAAAGAUUUUGCUACUAUACAACAACUUUUAGAACAUGAUAAUCAUAAGAAUCGUAAAGCGAUGCUGGAUUUUAUGGCUAAAGAUCCUAUUUAUAUUCCACGUUACAAUGUUUCUCUUGAGUUUGAACGAGAAAUUGCUUUGCAAAGAUUAAAAAGGCUUGCUGAUCGAGGGUUUAUUUCUGUUUAUGAUUUCGAAAAUAAUCCUUUGAAUAUUUUUGCUGCUCAUGAAAUUGCCGGUAUGGUCGACGGUUCUAUGGGAACUAAGAUGACUGUUCAAUGGAAUCUUUUUGGAGGAACUGUGAUUAAACUUGGAACAGAACGCCAUCGUUAUCUACUUCCUGGAAUUGAUAGUUUGCAAAAUGUUGGAUGCUUUGCUCUUACAGAAUUGGGUUAUGGUAAUAACGCAGUAGAAAUGGAGACUACUGCUGUAUAUGAUGAAAGCGCACGAGAAUUUAUUAUUAAUACUCCUUCAACAUUGGCCCAAAAAUAUUGGAUUACAAAUUCUGCGGUACAUGCUAAGUGGGUCAUAGUAUUUGCACAAACUAUAAUUCGUGGUAAAAAUGAAGGUGUUCAUGCGAUUCUAGUCAGAAUUAGAGAAGAAGAUAUGAAAAUUUCUAAAGGUGUAGUUAUUGAGGAUAUGGGUGUGAAAUUUGAAUGCAACGGCGUAGAUAAUGGUAAACUAUGGUUUAAAAACGUACGAGUACCGGUUGAAAAUUUACUCAAUCGUUUUUCUGAUAUUGAUGAAAACAACAAUUUUACAAGUGUUGUUAAAAAAACUCGAGACCGAUUUUUAAGAGUUGCCAAUCAGUUACUUUCUGGAAGAUUGGCUAUAUCCGCUUUGAAUUUGGGUGGAACUAAAACUUGUCUGUGUAUCGCUUUCCGAUAUGCUAAUUCUAGGUUGGCAGUUGGUCCUACUGGAAAAAGUGAUACGCCAAUUUUAUCCUACCAACUUCAACAACGUGCCUUGAUUCCACUUCUGGCCACAACCAUUGCUUUGAAUAUUGGAUUUAAUUACUGUAAAGUUCGAUGGGCCGAAGGGACAGAAAAGGAUCAUAAUGAAGUUGUUAGGCUUUGUUGUAUGAUAAAACCUUUAGUGACAUGGAAUUUUGAACGAGUGGCUACUACUUGUAGAGAAAGAUGCGGUGGACAAGGAUAUUUGAGUAUUAAUAGAUUUGGUAGCUUCAUUGGAUUCUCACAUGCUGGUAUGACAGCUGAGGGAGAUAAUAGUGUUUUAAUGCAAAAAGUUUCUAAGGAAUUGUUAGCUGAUGUCCAAUCGGGUGUUCUCAAGUUACCACGCAUCCCUGAUGUCGAAAAUGCGAAAAGAUGGGAUAUAAGAAGUUUAGACAAUCAAUUAAGAUUAUUUAAUCUAAGGGAACAAGGUUUAAUCAAAGAAGUAAUUAUCAUUCAAAUUGUUCUUUAA
Messenger RNA from Dentiscutata erythropus, 1437 nucleotides. Lineage: Eukaryota; Fungi; Glomeromycota; Glomeromycetes; Diversisporales; Gigasporaceae. The record is from the annotation of a GenBank genome assembly.